UUUGUGUAUGUUAUAUAUAUAGAGAGAGAGAUGUAGCAGCUGGCAUACUCUCUCUUUCUCUUCUUCAUUAAAUUUAUUUUACUUUGAUUCUUUGAUUUGUUCAAGCUGAAGUUGAGGAAUACUUGCAUUAACUGCUGAUAAAGAUUAGAACUUUGCAGCUAAAUCUUGUGGUCAAGACUUAUUUUUUGAGUUUUUUUGUCAAUCUUGGAACACCCCACCUACUAUUUCCUCUAGUUUUUGGCUAUAUUGGGGUUAGUUACCCAAUUUCUUUGUGUUGGUUCAUCUUUUCUCUCUGGGGGUUUGGAGAUUUUAGUCGGGGUUCAAUUAUUGGAAAGUAAUUUGUCAUAAAGUUCUGAUCUUUGGUGUUUCUGGGCAUUUUCAGAAGGUGAUUCUUGGAAAAAAAAACUGCAUUAUCCCAUUGGGAGUUAGUUUUUUUGUGUACUAUAGUGGAUCAGUUUCUUGUGUUGGUUGUCUGGGGUUUUGGAAACUUUAGCUGGGGUUCACUUAUUGGAAAGUAAUUUAUCAUAAAGUUCUGAUCUUUGGUGUUUCUGGGCAUUUUUCAGAAGGUGAUUCUUGGAAAAAACUGCAUUAUCCCAUUGGGUGUUUGUUUUUUCCUAUACUGAGUAGUUGGUUUCUGGUAUUGGAAUGAGGACAGGGAGAAGGAAGAGGCUACAUUUUAGCAAUUUUUACUCAUUUAGAUGUGGGAAAGCAUCAGUUUUGAGUGAUGAUCAUUCACAAAUUGGAGGGCCUGGAUUUUCCAGAGUGGUGUUUUGCAAUGAACCAGAUAGUUUUGAGUCUGGAAUUAAGGAAUAUGCUGGGAAUUAUGUCAGCACAACAAAAUAUACUGCUGCAACUUUCUUGCCAAAGUCUUUGUUUGAGCAGUUUAGAAGAGUAGCUAACUUCUACUUUCUUGUUACUGGUAUCUUGGCUUUUACACCAUUGGCUCCUUACACUGCUUUAAGUGCCAUUCUUCCUCUUGUACUUGUUAUUGGAGCAACUAUGGUCAAAGAGGGUAUUGAGGACUGGCGUAGAAAACAACAGGAUGUUGAGGUGAACAGUAGGAAGGUUAAAGUACACCAGGGAGAUGGAGUUUUUAAUCUUACUGAAUGGCAACAUUUGAAAGUUGGUGAUAUUGUUAAGGUGGAGAAGGAUCAAUUCUUUCCGGCAGACCUUCUUUUGCUUUCGUCUUGUUUUGAUGAUGCGAUUUGCUAUGUUGAGACCAUGAACCUUGAUGGAGAGACUAAUUUGAAGCUGAAACAGGCAUUGGAGGUUACUUCAUCCUUGCAUGAAGAUGCAAACUUUAAAGACUUUAAAGCUUUAGUUAAAUGUGAAGAUCCUAAUGCUAAUUUGUAUACUUUUGUUGGAAGUAUGGAAUACGAAGAACAACAGAAUCCUCUUUCUCCUCAGCAAUUACUCCUCAGAGACUCAAAAUUGCGCAACACAGAAUAUAUAUAUGGGGCUGUUAUCUUUACUGGUCAUGACACAAAGGUCAUGCAGAAUGCAACAGACCCCCCUUCUAAAAGAAGCAAAAUUGAGAGGAAGAUGGAUAGAAUCAUUUACUUCUUAUUUGCAGUUCUAUUCACAAUUGCUUUUGUUGGAUCAGUCUACUUUGGAAUUGUGACUGAAAAGGAUCUAGAUGACGGACAUAACAGGUGGUAUCUACAACCUGAAGAUUCAGACAUUUUCUUUGAUCCCAGAAGAGCUCCUGCUGCUGCCAUGUUCCAUUUUCUGACUGCUGUGAUGUUGUAUAGCUACUUGAUUCCUAUCUCCUUAUAUGUGUCAAUUGAAAUUGUUAAAGUUCUUCAGAGUAUCUUCAUUAAUAAGGAUAUUAAUAUGUACUAUGAAGAAACUGAUAAACCAGCGCAUGCCCGCACCUCAAAUCUUACCGAGGAACUUGGCCAGGUUGACACAAUACUUUCUGAUAAAACUGGCACACUGACUUGCAAUUCAAUGGAGUUUGUCAAGUGCUCCGUGGCUGGUACUGCUUAUGGACGUGGUAUUACAGAAGUUGAAAAGGCCAUGGCUAAGAGAAAUGGAUCUCCACUGAUGGCAAAAAAUAAGGAUCAUGGUGAGGAUAGUGUUAUUCCUAGGAAGUCCACCGUUAAAGGUUUCAAUUUUGAAGACGAAAGAAUCAUGAAUGCGAGUUGGCUUUUUGAGCCUCAUUCAGAUGUAAUACAGAAGUUCUUCCGUUUGUUAGCAGUCUGUCAUACAGUCAUACCAGAAGUAGAUGAAGUUACAGGCAAGGUUUCAUAUGAAGCUGAGUCUCCAGAUGAAGCAGCCUUUGUGAUUGCUGCUAGAGAAGUUGGUUUUGAAUUCUUUAAAAGGACACAAACAAAUGUGUCGGUGCAUGAAUUGGAUCUGGAAUCUGGAAAGAGAAUUGAGAGGUCAUACAAGAUUUUGAACGUUUUGGAGUUUAAUAGUACAAGAAAAAGGAUGUCUGUCAUAGUAAAGGAUGAGGACGGAAAGAUCUUGUUACUCUCCAAAGGUGCUGACAGUAUCAUGUUUGAAAGACUCGGAAAGAGUGGAAGAAGGUUUGAACAAGAAACAAGGGAACAUGUGAAUGAGUAUGCUGAUGCAGGUUUGAGGACCUUGAUACUGGCUUAUCGUGAGCUCAGUGAAGAAGAAUACAAUACUUUCAAUGAGAAAUUUCUAGAGGCCAAGAAUUCAGUCAGUGAAGACCGUGAAUCAAUCAUUGAUGCAGUAACAGAUAAAAUAGAAAAAGACUUGAUUCUUCUUGGUGCUACCGCUGUAGAGGACAAACUUCAACCAGGGGUUCCUGAUUGCAUUGACAAACUUGCUCAAGCAGGCAUAAAGAUUUGGGUUUUGACCGGGGAUAAGAUGGAAACAGCCAUUAAUAUCGGUUAUGCGUGUAGUUUGCUUAGACAAGGAAUGAAGCAAAUUAUCAUAACACUGGAAAGCCCUGAUAUUAUAGCUGUAGAGAAAGCCGGAGAAAAGAAUGCAAUUGCCAGGGCUUCAAAGGGAAGUGUUUCACGGCAAAUUACUGAAGGAAAGGCUCUACUUACUGCUUCAAGCACAGAGGCAUUUGCUUUAAUCAUUGAUGGGAAAUCUCUUACAUAUGCCCUAGACGAUGAAGUGAAAGAUAUGUUUUUAGACCUUGCAAUCAAAUGUGCCUCUGUUAUAUGCUGUCGUUCAUCACCAAAACAGAAGGCACUGGUAACAAGACUUGUCAAAAACGGUACUGGAAAGAUAACAUUAGCAGUUGGAGAUGGAGCUAAUGAUGUAGGAAUGCUUCAAGAAGCUGAUAUUGGAGUUGGAAUCAGUGGCGUCGAAGGAAUGCAGGCUGUUAUGUCAAGUGAUGUUGCAAUUGCUCAGUUCCGAUUUUUGGAGCGCUUGCUUUUAGUGCAUGGUCAUUGGUGUUAUAGAAGGAUUUCUACGAUGAUAUGCUACUUCUUCUACAAAAACAUCUUAUUUGGUGUCACUGUGUUCUUAUAUGAGGCAUAUACAUCAUUUUCUGGACAACCAGCAUACAAUGAAUGGUUUCUGUCAUCUUACAAUGUCUUCUUCACAUCACUCCCGGUGAUUGCUUUGGGAGUUUUUGAUCAAGAUGUAUCUGCCAGAUUGUGUCUUAAGUUCCCUUUGCUGUACCAAGAAGGUAUCCAGAAUCUCCUUUUCAGAUGGCGUCGUAUAAUUGGCUGGAUGAUCAACGGUGUUUGCAGCGCGGUGAUAAUCUUCUUCUUCUGCAUAACGGCACUAGAUCCUCAAGCCUUUAAAAAAGACGGUAAAGUUGCUGAAUUUGCGGUUGUUGGAGCAACCAUGUACACAUGUGUUGUUUGGGUUGCCAACUGCCAGAUGGCUCUUGCUAUCAGUUAUUUUACCUUAAUCCAGCAUAUAGUCGUCUGGGGUGGAAUUGCUCUCUGGUACAUCUUCCUUCUGAUUUAUGGAACCAUGUCUACAACGUUUUCCACUACCGCAUACAAAAUCUUCGUGGAAGCUUUAGCCCCAUCCCCAUUCUACUGGAUCAUCACGAUAUUGACAGUCAUUUCAGCUCUUAUUCCAUACUUUGCAUACAAUGCUAUUCAAACGCGGUUCUUCCCAAUGUACCACGGUAUGAUUCAAUGGAUAAGAUACGAGGGAAGGGCUGAUGACCCAGAGUUCUGCCAUGUGGUAAGACAGAGGUCAAUAAGGCCCACAACCGUAGGUUUCACUGCUCGUUCAUUGGCUAGAUGGAAUCCUUUGGAAGACAAGAAAGAGUACAACAGUAGCCACAGAUAACACCUGAAUAGGUAUUCUCAGCAAAGACAUGACUUUUGGACCUACAAAAAAACCACUGGCAAGCUGGAACUUGCUCAUUGUACAUGUUUUCCGAGCUGGUCCUGUACAUGACUACAGAUAUUGAAGCCACAACGUCGAGGUCCAAUUGGUGCAAAGCUAUACUACUAGUGUACCAUGUCUUAAAUGAGCAAAGAUGUCUCAUGAGUUUGUAAAUUUUGUCAACUGGUAAUAUAUUUGUAAUUCUUUCAUUCUAUAUCUUGUAAAAUUGUUAAAAGUUUUUGUUGUUGAAUACCAGAAGCAGAAUAGCAGAUAAGCUACUUUUUUCUAAUAAGAAAGAGGAGUGGAUUUGUUGAGUUAAAA
Molecule: messenger RNA, 4593 nt
Organism: Solanum tuberosum (potato)
Lineage: Eukaryota; Viridiplantae; Streptophyta; Magnoliopsida; Solanales; Solanaceae
Product: putative phospholipid-transporting ATPase 9
Exons: 10
Coding region: 646-4233 (1195 amino acids)
Biological process (GO): phospholipid translocation
Cellular component (GO): plasma membrane
Molecular function (GO): magnesium ion binding; ATPase-coupled intramembrane lipid carrier activity; ATP hydrolysis activity
Source: RefSeq, a predicted model, not a curated record